Molecule: messenger RNA, 1169 nt
Organism: Folsomia candida
Lineage: Eukaryota; Metazoa; Arthropoda; Collembola; Entomobryomorpha; Isotomidae
Product: acetylcholine receptor subunit beta-like 1
Exons: 6
Coding region: 100-807 (235 amino acids)
Biological process (GO): chemical synaptic transmission; signal transduction; nervous system process
Cellular component (GO): membrane; neuron projection; synapse
Molecular function (GO): extracellular ligand-gated monoatomic ion channel activity; transmembrane signaling receptor activity; neurotransmitter receptor activity
Source: RefSeq, a predicted model, not a curated record
AAAUAAGUUUGGUGAGUUUGUUAAUCUCAACUCCAAAAGCUGCAGUGUGAUCAUUUCUCCAAUCCACAAAAUCCAUACUUCCUCCUUGAAGACGUGACCAUGAAAUACUUGUUUGUCUUAAUUUUCUCCCAGCUAAUUUAUGGACAGGAUGAACUCGAAAGCAUGAGAGAAGGGGAUUCAAAAGAGAAACUAUACUCUGACCUUUUCGCGACAUAUAGCAAAGACAAUUACCCCGACAACGUAACCAUCACUUUCGGCUUGGUUUUACGAGGCGUCCAGUUUGAUACCUCUCAUCACAUUAUGAUUACAAAUGUGUGGCUACGCAUGAUCUGGACUGAUGACCGAUUCGUUUGGGAUAAUCCUAACCCUAAAUCAUUGAGAGUUCCGUCAGACUUAGUUUGGACCCCGGAUAUUUCUUUGUAUAACGGGGUCAGCGUGGCUAUGGAUUGUUGUCCCCGGUCGAGGAACAAUGUGAUAAUAUUCCCAAAUGGAGAGGUUGACUGGCUGUUGAGUUGUCGAUUAGAGUCGUUUUGCCAUUUAACUCUUGACACUAAUGGGCCCUACGAAGAACAAGAGUGCGCACUGCACUUUGGGAGUUUGACCUACAACUCAGAAACAAUGGGGCUCGAGUUGUAUGACAAUAUCACAACGAUAGACACUUAUCAUUUUCACUCGCAAAAAUAUAAAGUUGUCAAAAAUGCUGCUGUCUGCGAAGAACGGUUUCACAAUUGGAGUGAGGACAAAUAUGCCAGCGUCAAGGUUACGCUAGGAUUUAAGCGCAUAGAGAAAGUCUGUGAGAAGGAUUAAGUGAAAUUAAAUAUGUAUGUGAAGUGUAUCUAUGUAAUAAAUAAUAUAGUUUGCUAUGUUUCUGACUUUCUGACUAGUUAGUAUUACAUACUUAUGGCAAAUUUUUGCAAAAAAUUGAAUGUCAUUGUCCACACUCGAAGCUGGAAUCUCUUGAGUUAGCCUCAAGCCUUACUUACCUUGGACUACGACGACGUUCUACACAUAAGAAACUUAAGAAAAUAUAAUGGACAUUCCCGUGUAUCUAUCUUUAAUUGUACUUCUUUAAUUUUAUCUUUUACUGUUUAUAUAAUUUACACAAUUUAUUCUACAUAAUCAAUUUAGAUUGGCAGAAAUUACAAUAAAAUAUUAACAUGAAUUACUAA